Mercenaria mercenaria is the source of this 1502-nucleotide messenger RNA. RefSeq names its product sulfotransferase 1B1-like. Lineage: Eukaryota; Metazoa; Mollusca; Bivalvia; Venerida; Veneridae. Gene Ontology annotation, cellular component: cytoplasm. Gene Ontology annotation, molecular function: sulfotransferase activity. The record is from RefSeq and is a predicted model, not a curated record. Gene Ontology annotation, biological process: sulfation. The transcript has 6 exons. Bases 147 to 1052 code for a protein of 301 amino acids.
UUAUUCAUGUGUGGAGUAGUGGUUAAAAAUAUCUGAUAACUAUUCAAGGUUAAAAGGUAGGACAAAAUACCGUUUGAUAUACAUUCAAGAAUUUGAACGAUUACGACUAUUAAAGGGAUAAAUCAUAAUUAAAUCAAAGAGAAAGGAUGUCUAAACUUACUGUAGAAUUUCCUAAUGGAGAGAAGGAUGAAUUUGUCCAUGCGUAUGGCUUGACAUUUGCUUCCAAAGUUUUAGAUCGACUGUCUACCAGAGACCUGAAAUCACACAUCGAUAAUAUUCGAAACCUGGAGAUACGAGAUGAUGACGUAUAUCUUGCCACCUAUCCAAAAUGUGGUACACAUUGGGUUUGGGAAAUUUUGGUCAUGUUGAGAAGAGGAAAUGCGGAAUACGAAACAAAAACAAAAGAGGCAGCUUUCUUGGACUUACAGUCACCGGAAGUAGUAAGGGACAUUCCAUCCCCGAGAGUCUUGAAUUGUCACUACCCUUGCAAACUUACGCCUAAAGAAAUUUUUCAGAAAGGAAUAAAGAUUGUACAUGUGAUGAGAAAUCCAAAGGAUGUUUUCGUUUCAUUUUAUCAUCACGUUAAAUCCAUGCAUUUGGUUCCACUCACUAAUAGUUUUCAAGAGUUCCUGCCCCUGCUUCUGGGAGACUACGGCAUUUAUCCGUAUUGUCCGUGGUUUCAAUAUAUGAAAGAUUGGGAAAGGUUUUCAAAACAACAUCCUGAACAGAUACUGAAUCUUUUCUUCGAAGACCUAAAAGAGGAUCCUGUCAGAGAAAUUAAGAAAAUCAACAGUUUUCUUGAGACAGGAAGAAGUGAUGAUUUAAUCAAAAGGAUUGCUGAAGCUUGUGACUUUAAGAACUUAAAGAAAGCUGAUGCAGAGAUCAAGGUUGCUGAAAAAAUCGUGGACGAGAAUAAGAGGUCAAAUAUGUACAGGAAAGGAGAAGUUGGAGACUGGAAGAAUCACUUCACAGUUUCCCAGAAUGAAAGGAUGGACAAAUGGCUUGAAGAAAAUUUCAUAGAUACGGAUCUUAAGUUUAGAUAUACAUUGUGAAAACUGAAACACUUAUUGUUAAUUUACAAUCAAAGUGCAGAAUGUAUGUGAACAUUUCUAAAGAUUGUGUACUUAAAACUAACUGCUUUGUUUGAUUUGGGCUAAGCGCCGUCUUUCAACAGUAUUGUUCCUGAAUUCUGUACCAUUACUAAACUGUUCUUUUCAACUAACUUCCAACUUUUCAAAAAUAUAUAGAGACAGAGGAUCGAAGAUUUCCGACAUGAACGUCACAGAGAACAUACGCUUUGCCCCGGGAUCAAACUCGUGACUCAAAGAUCGUUAGAUCUGCGCUUUUCAUAUCUAACUAUGUUGGCGGACAAAACUCACUAUAAAUUACAAAGAAAGAUAUGAAAAUCUAUUUUAAAAACUUGCAAAAAUGAAAUAUUCACAUGCUAUACCACACUUUUGUAAUUUCUGAUAGCAUAUACAAACAUAUAAACUUAUUCAGAC